Blepharisma stoltei is the source of this 1056-nucleotide messenger RNA. Lineage: Eukaryota; Ciliophora; Heterotrichea; Heterotrichida; Blepharismidae. The record is from the annotation of a GenBank genome assembly.
AUGGCAUCAGGCAGGAAACAUUUGUUGAAAGUAAUCAUCUUAGUCCUUCCGUGAGCGAAGAAACAAAAUUUUGUUCGCUAACUGAGGGACUUAAUUGUUUUUUUAUAUAUAAAUUUUAUAAAAAUAAAGUUUUCAAAUUUAAAAAACUUUAUUUGCAAAUUUGGAAGGCUAAUUUAAUUUGUAAAAUUUAUGUUUUAAAAGCAAUUUGCCAAAAUUAAGCAGAGUUAGCUUGAGAUUUCAUUAUAUUAAUAAUCACUUAUAUAUCAAAUCUUUUCUCAUAAAAAUUUUUUGUUUGCUUACAUGAGGGUGGGUUGUGGUGAAAAAAUAGGUGGUUUUGUUCGCUCACGUAGGGGGAGCUAGGAGACUCAGCGUAACCACUACUUAGAGUUGGCAAGACUUCUCUCAUGAACCAAUACGUAAACAAGCGUUUUACCCAGCAAUACAAAGCCACAAUUGGCGCCGAUUUCCUCACCAAGGAAGUAAUGAUUGAUGAUAAACUCGUAACUCUUCAGAUCUGGGACACAGCCGGCCAAGAACGUUUCCAAAGCCUUGGAGUUGCGUUUUACCGAGGUGCUGACUGUUGUGUAAUGGUAUAUAUCCAUUUAUAAUAUCUUAAAAAAAUACACUAAUUAGCCAUAGUCCUAUUUUGUAUAAAAAUAAAAUAAAAUCUAAGAGUCGGACUAUUAUAGUCUUUAUAAGGUAUAUGACAUAACUUCAAGUAAAAGUUUCGAUAAUAUCAGCUCCUGGAAAGAUGAGUUCUUAAGCCAGUCCAACCCUAAAGACCCUGAAAACUUCCCAUUUGUGGUGCUUGGGAAUAAGCUCGACAAGGAAAGCGAAAGAAAAGUUGCAAACGCCAAAGCUUCACAGUGGUGUAGAGACAAUGGAAACAUGCCGUUUUUCGAGACCUCAGCUAAGGACGCUAUAAAUGUCGAUGAAGCAUUCCAAUCAAUCGCCAGAAAUGCCCUUUCUCAGGUAAAAGAAGAAGAAGAGUACAAGCCAACAAUCAAUUUGUCAGGAGGAAAGAAAGAUAAAGGUCAAAAGAAAGCCUGUUGUUAG